Eptesicus fuscus (big brown bat) is the source of this 1272-nucleotide messenger RNA. It is a transcript of the gene ATCAY, whose product is annotated as ATCAY kinesin light chain interacting caytaxin. Gene Ontology annotation, cellular component: cytoplasm. Gene Ontology annotation, biological process: apoptotic process. Lineage: Eukaryota; Metazoa; Chordata; Mammalia; Chiroptera; Vespertilionidae. The coding region runs from base 1 to 1272 and encodes 423 amino acids. The record is from RefSeq and is a predicted model, not a curated record. The transcript has 13 exons.
AUGGGGACAACAGAAGCCACACUCCGGAUGGAAAACGUGGAGGUGAAGGACGAAUGGCAGGAUGAAGAUCUUCCCAGGCCACUCCGGGAAGAGACGGGGAUGGACGCGCUUGGCAGCCCAGCAGAAGACACAUCCUCCCCUCCCAACACGCUGAACUUCAACGGAGCCCACCGCAAGCGGAAGACGCUGGUCGCCCCGGAGAUCAACAUCUCCCUGGACCAGAGCGAGGGCUCCCUGCUGUCGGACGACUUCUUGGACACCCCCGAUGACCUGGACAUCAACGUGGACGACAUCGAGACCCCCGAUGAGACGGACUCGCUGGAGUUCCUGGGGAAUGGCAAUGAGCUGGAGUGGGAGGAUGACACCCCCGUGGCCGCUGCCAAGAACAUGCCCGGGGCCAGCGCCGAUCUGUUUGGGGACGGCACGGCGGAGGAUGGCAGUGCUGCCAACGGGCGCCUGUGGCGGACAGUGAUCAUCGGGGAACAGGAGCAUCGAAUCGACCUGCACAUGAUCCGGCCCUACAUGAGGGUGGUGACCCACGGAGGGUACUAUGGCGAAGGUCUCAGUGCCAUCAUCGUCUUUGCUGCCUGCUUCCUCCCAGACAGCAGCUCUCCCGACUACCACUACCUCAUGGAGCACCUCUUCCUGUAUGUCAUCAGCAGUCUGGAACUCCUGGUGGCCGAGGAUUACAUGAUCGUGUACCUGAACGGUGCCACCCCCCGGCGGAGGAUGCCCGGCAUCAGCUGGCUGAAGAAGUGUUACCAGAUGAUCGAUAGAAGAUUGCGGAAAAACCUGAAGUCCUUAAUCAUCGUCCACCCGUCCUGGUUCAUUCGCACUGUGCUGGCCAUCUCCCGCCCCUUCAUCAGCGUCAAGUUCAUCAACAAGAUCCAGUACGUGCACAGCUUGGAAGAGCUGGAGCAACUCAUCCCCAUGGAACAUGUGCAGAUCCCAGACUGCGUGCUACAGUAUGAAGAGGAAAGGCUCAAGGCCAGGAGAGAAAGCGCAAGGCCGCAGCCGGAGCCGGUCCUGCCCAGGUCGGAGGAGAAGCCAGAGGCGGCGCCCGCGGAGCACAGGUCUGCUCCGGUCACAGAAGAUCAGGAAACAAGACCACCCUCGAGUUCAGUGGUUUGUGAGAACGACUCAGAACUCAGCAAAGCUGCUAUGCUCAUGGUGACAGCUUAUGACAGUGGAAGGGUGGAGUCAGCCCCUCCAGAGGUCACGCUGACACCUCCCACCCUGAAUCCCAUUGUUAGCAUAGACUACCUGACGUGA